AUGAGUAAUGCUUUUGAUGAAUUUAUUUUACCGACAUCAACAUUACCUUCUUACAAAUUACAUUCUGAAGCAAUUUAUGCGAGUAAACUUUUCAGUACCACAAGUUCAAAACCAGUAAAUGCAUCAAGUUUUGUGAAAAAGUUCAGUAAAUCAAUUAAAUCAACUUCUGAAGAUCUUUGUAAAGUUUCAAAAUCCGUUAGAUUUAGUGAAUUACUUAGUAAAUUAACCAAUUAG
Messenger RNA from Diversispora eburnea, 234 nucleotides. The record is from the annotation of a GenBank genome assembly. Lineage: Eukaryota; Fungi; Glomeromycota; Glomeromycetes; Diversisporales; Diversisporaceae.